CGGGUGAAGCCGAAGCGGGAGGGGGGGGAGAAAUGAGAAGGGCUGGCGUUGCCAUAGCGGCGGCGAAGAGGGCGGUGGGGAAAAGGCAGCGGCGGAGGGAAGGGGACCCGGAAGAGCAAAGGAUUGUAAACCUCCGCCAUGAAUUUUGAAGGUCUUGACCCAGCCCUCGCAGAGUAUGUACCUGCCCUGCAUCCUGCUCUGGAUCCGCACCUCAAUGCUAGCCUACUACAGAAUGUGGAGCUGGAUCCAGAGGGGGUGCCGUUGGAGGGCAUCCCUGUGCCUGACUCAGUGCAUAUCAUGGAGGGCAUGUACUCGGAGCUCCACACCGUUGUCUCUGAAGUGGGCGUUCCUGUCUCCUUCUCACACUUUGACCUACAUGAAGAAAUGCUCUGGGUUGGGAACCAUGGGGGUCAUGCCACUUCUUUCUUCGGCCCAGCCCUGGAGCGUUACUCUUCCUUCCAGGUGCAUAGUAAUGAUGACAUUCGACAGAUCCAGAGCCUAGAGAAUGGGGUACUCUUCCUGACCAAAAACAACCUCAAAUAUAUGUCCAGAGGGGGACUUAUAAUCUUCGAUUACCUCAUGGAUGAGAGUGAGGACAUGCACAGUCUACUACUGACUGAUCCCAGCACCCUGCUUGUUGGGGGGCUCACAAGCCAUGUGAUAGAGAUAGACCUCAAUACAGUCCAAGAAACUCAAAAGUACACAGUGGAAGUGCCUGGGGUCACUAUCAUGAGACAGUCAAACCGUUUUUUCUUCUGUGGCCACACAUCAGGAAAGGUUUCCUUGCGUGAUCUCCGCACUUUUGCUGUGGAGCAUGAGUUUGAUGCUUACUCCGGUAGUCUGUCAGAUUUUGAUGUCCACGGCAACCUGCUGGUGACCUGUGGCUUCUCCAGCCGAAUGAAUGGCCUAGCCUGCGAUCGCUUCCUCAAGGUGUAUGACCUGCGCAUGCUGAGAGCCAUCACACCUCUGCAGGUCCACAUUGACCCUCUGUUUCUGAAGUUCAUUCCUACGUACACAUCUCGCCUUGCCAUCAUCUCCCAGACAGGUCAGUGUCAGUUCUGCGAACCCACCGGAUUGGCCAAUCCGGCCGACAUCUUCCACGUCAAUACCGUGGGCCAGUUGAUCAUGAGCUUUGAUGUGUCUGCCAGCAAACAAGCCAUGGUUUUUGGAGACUCCGAGGGCUGUGUCCACCUGUGGACUGACUCGCCCGAGAUCACCUUCAAUGCCUACUCCCGGGAGACUGACUUCGCUUUGCCUUGCAUUGUGGACACCUUGCCCCACCUUGACUGGAACCAGGAUCUCAUGCCUCUGUCGCUUAUACCUGUGCCGCUGACCACCGAGUCCCUGUUGUCAGAUUGGCCGGUUUCUAACUCUGCCCCUGCUCCCAGACGAGCCCCAGCGGUUGACCCAGAGAUCCUUCGUGCUAUGAAGAAAGUUGGCUUCAUUGGAUAUGCGCCAAACCCCAGGAACAAACUCCGAAACCAGAUUCCCUAUCGACUGAAAGAGCUGGACAACGAGUUUGAUAAUUUCAGCCAGGUCCCUGAAUCCCCCAUUGGACGGGAAGAGGAGCCGCAUAUCUACAUGGUGGCAAAGAAAUACAGGAAGGUCACAAUUAAAUACUCCAAGUUGGGCUUGGAGGACUUUGACUUCAAACAUUACAACAAGACUCUCUUUGCCGGCCUAGAGCCCCAUAUUCCAAAUUCCUACUGCAACUGCAUGAUCCAGGUCCUGUAUUUCCUAGAGCCGGUGCGCUGCCUGGUCCAGAACCACUUGUGCCAGAAAGAGUUCUGCCUGAGCUGUGAGCUGGGCUUCCUCUUCCACAUGCUGGAUUUGUCCAGAGGAGACCCUUGCCAGGGCAGCAACUUCCUCCGCGCCUUCCGCACCAUUCCGGAGGCAGCCGCUUUGGGGCUGAUCUUGGCCGACUCUGACGAGGCUACAGGGAAAGUGAAUCUAGGCCGUUUGGUUCAGAGCUGGAAUCGCUUCAUUCUGACCCAGCUCCAUCAGGAAACACAAGAGCAGGAGGGACCUCAGGCUUACCGGGGCAUUGGCAGCAGCAACUUUGGAUCUUCAGGGGACUCGGUCAUCGGGCAGCUUUUCAGCUGCGAAGUGGAGAACUGCAGCAUGUGUCGCUGUGGCAAAGAGACUGUCCGAGUAUCGUCCACACUCCUCUUUACAUUGUCCUACCCUGAGAGCAACGAUAAAAUCAAGGAUUAUGAAUUUGCUCAGAUCUUAAAGCGAAGCAUCUGCCUGGAACAGAACACCCAAGCCUGGUGCGAAAACUGCGAGAAAUACCAGCCCACGGUCCAGACCCGCAACAUCCGCUGCCUGCCUGAUGUUUUGGUCAUUAACUGUGAAGUUAACAGCUCCAAGGAGGCAGAAUUCUGGAAGAUGCAGGCAGAGUAUGCCUUUAAGAAGUUGAUGAUGAAGAAAGGUGGUCUGGAACUCCCCCAAAGUAGAGAAAUACCUGUUGGGGAAUGGAACGAAGUGGGAAUGGCAGAGGGAGGGCAUUCUUAUACCUCCAUUGAAGAGCUGAAGAACAUCUGGAUUCCUUAUUCUAUCAAGAUGAAGCUCUCCAAGAACAAGGAACUGGAGGUUUACAACUGGGAUGAAAGCACAGAACUGACUGUGUUGGAUGACCAGGAGUCAACGUACGUCUACGACCUUAUGGCAACCAUUGUGCACAUUCUGGACUCCCGGACUGGGGGCAGCCUGGUGGGGCACAUAAAAGUGGGGGAGACCUACCACCAAAGGAAGGAGGGUGUCACACACCAACAGUGGUACCUUUUCAAUGACUUUCUCAUUGAGCCUGUGGAUAAGUGUGAGGCCGUGCAGUUCGACAUGAGCUGGAAGGUGCCUGCCAUCCUUUAUUACGUGCGGAGGAACCUCCACUCCAAGUACAAUUUAACCAUUAAGAACCCUAUCGAAACCAGUGUGCUGCUCGCCGAGGCCUCGCUCGCCCGUAAGCAGCGCAAGUGUCACGCCACUUUCAUCCCGCUCAUGCUGAAUGAGAUGCCCCAGGUGGGGGACCUGGUGGGGCUGGAUGCUGAAUUUGUCACCCUCAACGAGGAGGAGGCUGAGCUUCGCAGUGACGGGACCAAAUCCACUAUCAAGCCCAGUCAGAUGUCGGUGGCCAGGAUUACGUGUGUGAGGGGGCAGGGUCCCAACGAGGGCGUUCCCUUCAUCGAUGAUUACAUUUCCACGCAAGAACAGGUGGUGGAUUACCUCACUCAAUACUCGGGAAUAAAGCCGGGGGAUCUGGAUGCCAAAAUCUCCUCCAAACACCUCACCACCCUCAAAUCCACCUACCUGAAACUACGCUUCCUCAUCGAUGUCGGGGUCAAGUUUGUGGGUCAUGGAUUGCAAAAAGACUUCCGGGUCAUCAACAUCAUGGUUCCCAGGGACCAGGUGAUUGACACCGUCUACCUGUUCCACAUGCCCAGGAAGAGGAUGAUCUCGCUGCGCUUCCUUGCCUGGUAUUUUUUGGAUCUGAAGAUCCAAGGGGAGACUCACGACAGUAUUGAAGAUGCACGCACUGCCCUCCAGCUGUACAGGAAAUAUGUGGAGCUGAGCACUGGGGGCUUGGAGCCCGAGGAGUUCCGCAAAGUGCUGAAGGGCCUGUACGAGAAAGGGAGGAAGAUGGACUGGAAGGUGCCUGAACCUGAUGGCCAAAGCAGCCCCAAGAGUGCCGCUGUGUUCCCAACAGUGCUGUCCCUCUGAUCCUCAAGACCUCGCCAAAUCCCGUCUUUUCUGAGCUCUCUUCAGGAGGGGACUGUCAAAGAAUCUGCUCCCCAAGACCUGGACUUCCUAGGACGUGGAUUAUAAUGCAUAUGCGUGUAUGGAAAGGGAAGGCUGUGGUAGUUAGCAGGCACUCUGCACAUUUCCAGGGGCCAAGGGAAUUCUGCCAGAGUGCCUCUGUCCCUGUUUUCCUUGCCAGUUUUCGUAGAUCCCAGAAAUCCUACAUAAGUAGGGACAAGAGAGUGUGUACAGCAGUACCCUUUGGUAACCACAUGGGGGCACAGUUACACUGAAAGAGCUGUUCUCAUGGUUUGAAUGCUGAACAUACACACUUCUCGAGGGCACUUAACGCCAGACUAUUCUCACAUGUAUUUUGUAUAAAAGGGGUGAGUGAAACCAGAUCUGUGACUUGCUCCGAUCCAUCCUUUCUGUGUCCAUUGAUGCCAUUAGCAGAGUGGAUCUGGAUGAGCUUGCACCUGUUUUUAUCUUCUGGCUCGGAACUGUUCCUGAAACAACGUAGAUCUGGACUCCACUGCCGUUGGACUUCCGUGGCUUUUAAACUGUUUUGUAUUUUGUCCGUGAAUUGUGGUCAAGGCGUCUACGAAAUGUAAUCAAGCUGUAAAAACACUGCAAGUGUUUCGGAUACUCCUUUGUAGUUCUGCCUUUCCUUUGCUUGCUUGUCCUGUUUGCUUUCUUCUUUUUUUCAUUUUGAAUUGUAGUCAUCCCUGGUCCCCCUGAAAAUAUAAUGUCAUUAAUGUGUAUCUACAAAGCCAGGCUUUACAACACUUCCAGCUUCAGAACUCUGCCCCAAACCUUGUGUCAAGCAAAUCUUGAUGACCAGGGAGUCCACUGUGUGUGUGUGUGUGUGUGUGUGUGUGAGAGAGAGAGAGAGAGAGAGAGAGAGAGAGAGAGAGAGAGUUUGUGGCAGAAUUGAGAAUGAUUUUAAAGGGCAUAAUAUCAAACAGAAAGAGGAGAAUAUAUUGGGAUACUGAAGUAGAGAGGAAAUGAAUGGCGAAAAGGUAAAUGGCAGCUAAAGUUGGGUUCAUCUGUGAAAAAGGCAGGCCUUCUGUAUGGGAUGCUGUGGAGCCAAUCAUGGUUUAGGAUGUGAACUUGCCCCUAAGAGAAGGGCUUAGUAGCAAUGAGAUAUCAAAAGCAGAGCAGCUAGACGCAUUAAGAGUGUUUGUAUUGGGUGGGGAAUUUUUUCUAGCCAGUGGGCCGGAUCUUUUUACCUCCCUUCUCAGUAGGAGUGGAUAGCUGUGAAUGGGCUAUUACAUAAUUUUAGCUCCACCCACUCUUUGCACCCUCCCCUGAAUGUUACCCUCAAUGAAAUGUCCUUAGGCUGACAAUCUCCACUUUUAAUAAAAUGACUUGCUUUC
Messenger RNA from Podarcis raffonei (Aeolian wall lizard), 5111 nucleotides. It is a transcript of the gene PAN2, whose product is annotated as poly(A) specific ribonuclease subunit PAN2. Gene Ontology annotation, biological process: nuclear-transcribed mRNA poly(A) tail shortening; mRNA processing. Gene Ontology annotation, molecular function: protein binding; nucleic acid binding; poly(A)-specific ribonuclease activity. Lineage: Eukaryota; Metazoa; Chordata; Lepidosauria; Squamata; Lacertidae. The record is from RefSeq and is a predicted model, not a curated record. Gene Ontology annotation, cellular component: P-body; PAN complex. The transcript is spliced from 26 exons. The coding region runs from base 139 to 3717 and encodes 1192 amino acids.